CACUCAAUGAGUCAACUAUAAUUAGAGAGACACCAACCUCUGAUCAAUCUGUUCAAGCGUUCCUCCAAUAUCUCAUCUUUUAUCUCUGCCUAUACUUAUUGUCGAGCAAACAGAAAACCCCGGUUGAACAGCUGUGUUGGCUCAUGAUGCCCCAUCUAUCUACUGCGGUUGACGCCGCCAAUACUGGCACCAAAGACGCUGAGCAACUCAAUUUUCCCCUCAUCUCAAGAGACCACAUAUUGAACUGCUCAUAUGACUCGUGGUUUCCCGGGUACAAGAGCUCUUGUCUGAGGUCGAGGAUCAUCUCUCUGCCACCGGCCGUGGUGUCAUAUCUCCAAGAAGACGGCAUAAUCCUCGCUGACGAUGAGGCUGAGCAGCAUCCAGAAGAGGAAUGGCACUCUGAGGGCGCGAAAGGUUCCAGGGUGGAAGAGGUCUAUUCCUCAGAUGAGGAAGAUGAGGCAGAGAUCGAUUCCAGGCCGCCGAAUGAGAGGUUCCCCGAAACUCACCAGCUGAUCAAAGAUACAAUCGCUGAACUCGGAGGAGCCGUGGUUCCAAAACUCAACUGGUCGUCACCAAAGGACGCGAAAUGGGUCAACCCACACCAGAAUACACUUCGGUGCACUACACCCAGCGACAUAUACCUGCUACUCAAAUCCUCCUCUUUUGUUUCACACGAUCUGAACCAUGCUUUUGACGAUUGCGAUGACUCCCCCGCGAAACAACCUUUUGCGCCGGUCUUAGUCUUGAGGCCUUUUUUCAACCCCCAUAACGCUCUCGAGUUCAGGUGUUUCGUCAAGCACAGAGCGCUGAUUGGUAUCACCCAGAGGGACCUCAACCAUUACGACUUCUUGGCGGAUCUGAAACCCAACCUGUCAAGGAAGAUCAAGCACUUCUUCGACAGUGUCUUGCGCUUCACUUUCCCGGACUCGUGCUUCGUUUUCGAUGUCUAUGUUCCCGAGAAUGAUGAUGCCGAAGACGGGCUCGGCAAAGUCAGGCUGAUUGACAUCAACCCCUGGGCUCCAUCCACUGACAGUCUUCUGUUCUCAUGGAGAGAACUUUUGGAUCUCGAGGUGAAGAAGCCAAUCUACGGUUCACUCAGCCAAGAGGAGGUAUCAGGAAGCCCCAGCGAGGAAGAUAUCACUACUUCCGACGAGACUGAUGAGGAUGGCGCAGCUGGCCAGGGACAGAGUUUUGGCCAGCUAGAGUUUAGGCUCAUUGAGAAGAACGAUCCGGCCGCCUACAACUUCAGUGCGCCUCAAUACUCGGCUCACAAAUUGCCCAAGGAGGUCGUUGAUGCCAGUGCUGCCGGGGGAAGUGGUCUUCGAGACUUCCUGGCCCAGUGGAGGGUGCUGACAGAGGGGAAAGGCGAUGGGAUGUGGGAACAUGCUGAGGCUUCGGGUGGCACCAGUACAUAGUUUCGACCGGGUGUCAUAAGCGCAACGGCAAGUUCUCAAACUGUUACCUUUGCGAUACGAUUUAAGCCUCGAGCCGUGCGAAAUUAAAUCAGCCCUGCCAUAUUUCGACAUUGAAACCUUGGAUAUAAGAGCAACCACGGGGCGCAUUGUUGUCCUUUAAAAAGCACCCCCAGUCACGAAGCGAGUUGUAACUCGAGCAGACGCGUUCAGCUCAACACUCACUCACUCACCCAUCUAUUCAUUCGUUAUUUCGUCCAUUCGUUCAUCCAUCCAUUCAUUCUCAUAUCAUUUGGCCGCUGUCGGAAAGACUGAAUCCAGGAGUGCUUGGAGAUGUCAAGCUCCAACACCAACGGCCUGGCUA
Molecule: messenger RNA, 1776 nt
Organism: Emericellopsis atlantica
Lineage: Eukaryota; Fungi; Ascomycota; Sordariomycetes; Hypocreales; Bionectriaceae
Product: D123-domain-containing protein
Exons: 1
Coding region: 144-1415 (423 amino acids)
Cellular component (GO): cytoplasm
Source: RefSeq, a predicted model, not a curated record